Messenger RNA from Ornithodoros turicata, 3556 nucleotides. Its product is annotated as dopamine D2-like receptor. Bases 1376 to 3055 code for a protein of 559 amino acids. Gene Ontology annotation, biological process: adenylate cyclase-activating adrenergic receptor signaling pathway. Gene Ontology annotation, molecular function: dopamine neurotransmitter receptor activity, coupled via Gi/Go; G protein-coupled receptor activity. Gene Ontology annotation, cellular component: plasma membrane. The record is from RefSeq and is a predicted model, not a curated record. The transcript is spliced from 10 exons. Lineage: Eukaryota; Metazoa; Arthropoda; Arachnida; Ixodida; Argasidae.
GCGAUCUUUUCGGAGCUGCGCGCUGCCUGUGGAAGGUAGAGUGGCGGUGGCCUGGAGCGGCGCUGGUGAGUCCGCAGAUGUUCUCGCGGAAGAGCGUUGGAUGCUGAGCACAUCAGAUGAGACUCCCCUUCUGCAGCCUGUUGAUCGUAACGCCUGGGUUCUUAUGUGGGGCUGUGCUUCCCUUUUCUGCGGUGUCGUCAAUUGCUGUGUUGUGUGUUGUGAUUUCGUGUUGAACAAGGAACCUAGCAUAAAUCGGCGUACUUGUGGAAUGAUCGGCGGCGGCAUUUAUGUUGGUCUUUGGAAGUUACCCGGACCUGCAACGCCAACUCUGCACAAAGUAGUACCAGUGGUAUGAAGUGGAUCCACGAGCUGAAUGCGACUCCGACAGUGCAAAGGCGGAAGUCGACGUAGAAGAUUGAGAUUUCGGCAGCGCACCGCACAGGAGGAGUAUCCAAAGCAGUUGUGAUCUUCAACAAGUAUGCGGCGGACACGUGGGCGUGGUCUGGAGAGAACCAACUGGAGCUGCUCGGGACAACGGUCAGAGGAAAUGACUGAGAGAGACUACGCAAAAAGCAGCCAGACAAGUAUCAGGGAAGAAGGUAUCGCUUUUCUCUGGGGCGUAAUGGUGAAAUAAGCGGCCCAGACAGACCGACGAAACCCUCAAGUAACGAACCCGAUCGACGAAGGAGAAAGGAGCCAAAGGAAGGAAAAUCCGUGCAGCAGGCGGAAGGGACCUCUUUGGCCGCCCGCUGCUCUUCCCCCGUUACGACUGGCCUCAACUAACGAAGCCUCUGUCCGACUCAGUCAACCACAUAUCCGCAUUCUGCUGUCAUCCCCUGCUAGAUAUCUGGCACAGAGAGAAAACGACGGUCUCAGAUCCAGCGAACACAAGCAUUAUGGCUGUAGUUUCGAAAGCAAAAAGAAGUGCACGUUGAUCACUGUGGGAGAAAAGGCUAAGGAGGACCUGCGUUUCUGGAUCGAACGGAGUCGCUCACCUUGUCAGUGCCUGAGUUACGACGACUCCCUUACUGCCCUCAUAGUUACAAAGCGUCGCUAUUUCUUGGGACCUGAUUCAAACGCUCGGUUUGAUGGAGCAAUAGCCUAAUGAAGCAUCAUUUCCAAUGUGGAUGUGUAGAAUAGUACCCCAUACAAGGUAGACAACAAGCCAUUCAUGUUCGUCGUCCCACGAAAGUAAAACGAGUGGCAUGUAUGCGAGAAGUCCUCGAUCGCAUUCUGGCGAAUGUUCUUACUCUGUCGUCAAGCACACACGAAGCUGUCUUUCCUAACACAGAUUUCGAUGUUCUCACUAUGUGGAGGCAUGACUGAUAAUACGACGGUUGCGACUCACUACGGUGCGUAAACGUGCGUUGACAGCAUGGAUGAUUAUCUCGAGGCCCUCGUAGGAACAGACGGGGGCCUCUCGCUCACAGCUAACCUGAGUCCUUCUUUCAAGGACCAACCAUCGCCGAGUUUAAAUGACUCCCUUUUGGAGCAGUUACUACCAGAGGAGGUAUCCGCGAACUCAUCCACUGCCUUGGUGGUGUCUGGCUGUAUAUGGGACCUAACGAAUGCGGCUGCAAACUGCUCCUGGGAAAACAGAGCCUCUGGGAACGACACGUCCUCCGGUGAUGUGCCCGUGACUGACCAACAGCCGGAGAAAGUGUACUGGGCGCUCAUGCUGGUAAUUCUUCCCUUCCUGGCAGUGUUUGGCAACAUUCUCAUCAUUCUCAGUGUGUACAAAGAGCGGACACUACAGUCUGCUACGAAUUAUUUCAUAGUGAGCUUAGCCUUCGCGGACCUGCUCGUCGCAGCGGCCGCGAUGCCCUUCGCCGUCUACGUUCUGGUGAAUGUCGACUGGGAAUUGAGCGACACCCUCUGCGACUUCUACAUCGCGAUUGAUGUCACUUGCAGCACUGCUUCCAUUUUUAACCUGGUAGCCAUCAGCAUAGACAGGUUUAUCGCCGUGACCCAGCCCAUCAAGUACUCGAAGCACAAGAACAGCAAACGUGUGGCACUCACCAUCGUUUUUGUGUGGGUGGUGUCUGCUGCCAUAGGGUCACCCAUCAUGCUCGGACUGAACACGUCUCCAGAGCGAGUGCCACAUUUGUGUGUCUUCUACAACUCGGACUUCAUCCUUUAUUCUUCGCUGAGCUCUUUCUACAUACCGUGUAUCGUGAUGGUGUUCCUCUACUACAAGAUCUUCAAGGUGAUUCACGACCGCGCCCGCAAGGCUCUGGCCAAGAAAGAGCCGCGUCUCAAGGGGAUCAUCAUUCAAAACGCUACAAAUGCUCAGAGCCACCACGAGACCCGGAUAUCACAGAACGACAAGAACGGCAACAAAGGGCUGCAGAUAGCGGCGGUUCCAGAACAAGACCUCAUGACCACGAACACGGGUAGUAGGAGCCAGCCAGACGAGGACGAGUACGAUGAUCUGCCUAUCGAAGCGGCUGGGGAUAAGUCUCCAGACCGCGAUGACGACACCUCCUUCCUCCGCACCAAGCCCAAACCUGCCAACAUCAUUGUCGUCCACAACAGAAACCAUGACUCUGGAUACGCGGCCUCACAUCUGGAAGAAACCCAAUUUCUCUCCAACGUGCAAGCCCCCAGGCUACCGGACACGAAGAGGAACGGGACGGCAGUGCCAUUGCUCACGGUUUCCGUUGCAAGAGACGCGCCAUCAUCCACAGAAAGGGACGCAGAGAGCCAGACGACACCCGUAAAGAAAAAGUCUCGCUUCAACUUGGGUCGAAAGCAUAAGUCUAGUCGAAGAAAGCGGGAAAAGGCAUCGGCCAAGCGUGAACGAAAGGCCACAAAGACUCUCGCAAUUGUGCUUGGUGUCUUCCUCAUCUGUUGGGUGCCAUUCUUCACAUGCAACGUUAUUGAAGCCGUCUGCAUGAAGCUACAGAGGAAUGACUGCCAUUUGGGGGUCACCGUUUUCCUGCUCACCACGUGGCUUGGCUACAUGAACAGCUGUGUUAAUCCUGUUAUCUACACUAUCUUUAAUCCGGAAUUCCGCAAGGCCUUCAAAAAGCUUCUCUUGGAGCCUACCAAGUAGCCUGAUACCGUCUGGUGCUGCCCUCAAGAGCUCAACAUCAAAUGUCCUCGUUGGUAUUGUGCCAAAACAUGACACGCGUGCGAGAGUCACAUCUUCGUCCAGAUUAACAAAUAUGAGUAGAGCGAACGAUACAGUUCCUCACAUGAACUCAAAGAACGGCGAUCACGAUUGCUCCACGGCUUGGCAGUGCAUGAGCUACAAAAGUCCAACCUCCGUGAAGAAGUGAUAUAUAGGGAACAGGGUAUUUGAAUGAGUUGUCUCCGUUCUCGUUUCUGUUUUCUAAUGAUGUUCUUGUUUGAUAUUUUUUACGCAAGUGAUGAAGCUUUGCGUGAAAUCAAGCCUAGUACUUAUGAGGGGUGUCACACAAUUAUUUCUCAACGUGCUUCGUGUGCAAUUCUUACUCAAUUGUCUCAACUGUCUCGUGUUGUGCAUGGCGUUCAAAUGACGACGACUACUUGAAGUAGCAUCUGCGUACCGUUAAUAUAUUUCUGAACACUUGUA